AUGAAUGUAACAAUUUUUUACAAUCAAGGGAUUAACGAAAAGGAACUUACAUCAGGCCUUGACAUGAUAAUUCGCCUGCGUGGCUGUCGUCGCUCUGUGCGACAAAGUCCCCGUCCACAUCCCCCAUCCCCCGUCUACACCUCUAGACCUUACCACGCCCCUGCACCUUACCACGCCCGCCCCGCCUACCACGCCCCCGAACCCGCCUACCACGCCCCCGAGCCCGCUUAUCACGCUCCGAAACACUACGAGCCUGAAUACCCUGAUGUCCCACCCAAGUACAACUACAACUACGGCGUCGCCGACGGCUACUCCGGCGUCAACCUCGGCCACUCAGAAAGCCCGCGACGGCUACAAGACGAGGGCAGCUACUCCGUCGACCUCCCCGACGGCCGCAAGCAGACCGUCAAGUACGUGGACAACGGCGACGGUCUCGUAGCUGAGGUCAGCUACGAGGGCGAGGCUCAGUACCCCGAGCACACCCCCGCCUACAAGCCCGCUCCCCCCGCCUACGCCCCUCCUCCUGCCACAUAUGCUUAAGAGAGAUUCAUAUAAGAGAAUAUAUGCCAGGGAUUUAUAUUCAGCAAAUCAUAUUCAUCUUCUCAUACCUGAAAUA
Molecule: messenger RNA, 616 nt
Organism: Penaeus vannamei (Pacific white shrimp)
Lineage: Eukaryota; Metazoa; Arthropoda; Malacostraca; Decapoda; Penaeidae
Source: RefSeq, a predicted model, not a curated record